CUUGAGAGGAGUAUAAUUUACAAUUUUUCCCGCCUCAUAUCGCCGGCGGCAAAGGACCAACUUCAAAAGGGCAGAAGGAACGCCGGCGGAGGCACAUUCUCUAAUCUCUACUCACACACGAGAAGAAACACUCAUCGGGCAAAUGAAUAGAAUGGACACUGAAGACCACUCAGAGAAAUUGCAGAAGUACCUGGAAAAGCACCACUCCGAGCAACUCCAAUCCAUCACUCUAGCUCCGGAUCACCGCCUUCACUACCCCCUCCAUGUCGAUUUUGCAGGGGUUAUGGACGAAUACCCCCAUAUUGCUCAACUGAUCUUCUCACAACCCGAUGAUUAUCUAUUGCUUUUCGACGAAUCUGCCGUUUUAGCGCAGAAGAAGGUACCUAGUCAGUUUGGAGAAGCUCGUUUUAAGAGCCACAUACAUGUCCGAAUUAACCCCUGCGGUUCUCCGCUUGAAUGUCCAGAAACUUUUCCAAGCAUUGGACUUGUGCGGGUUAAGCAUAGAGGGAUUCUUCUCACGCUCAAAGGGACUGUAAUUAGGUCUGGGCCUGUGAAAAUGAUUGAAGGGGAGAAGUUGUACCAGUGUCGGAGAUGUAAACACAGGUUCAGAGUUUAUCCUGAGGUGGAAACUCGAAAUUCCAUCCCCAAGCCUACAUCCUGUCCAUCACAGAAGCCUAAAUUUUGUGAAAGCACAAAUUUCCAGCUUGUGGAAGAUAGCAUGGUUUGCCGUGAUUAUCAGGAAAUUAAAAUCCAAGAAAGCACCCAAGUGUUGGGUAUUGGAGCUAUCCCUCGUUCCAUUCCUGUUAUCAUGAAGGAUGAUCUCGUUGACAUGGUUAAAGCUGGAGACGAUGUUAUUGUUACCGGGGUUCUCAAAUCCAAAUGGUCAGCAGAUUUAAAAGAUGUUCGCUGUGAUCUUGAGCCUGUAUUAGUUGCUAACCAUGUGAGGAGAAUAAAUGAAUUAAAGUCAGAAAUAGACGUUCCGGAUGACAUUAUUUAUAAAUUCAAGCAGUUUUGGCAAGAGUUUGAGCUUUCCCCUUUAAAAGGUAGGAAUGCCAUUCUAAGAGGUAUUUGUCCGCAGGUUUUCGGACUUUUCACUGUCAAGCUUGCAGUUGCAUUGACACUUGUUGGAGGGGUAGAACACAUUGAUGCUUCUGGAACAAAAGUAAGGGGAGAUUCUCAUUUGCUCCUUGUUGGUGAUCCUGGUACUGGGAAAUCACAGUUUUUGAAGUUUGCAGCCAAAUUGAGCAAUAGAUCUGUAAUUGCUACUGGGUUGGGAAGCACAAGUGCUGGAUUAACAGUUACUGCAGUUAAAGACGGAGGGGAGUGGGUUCUAGAAGCUGGUGCUCUUGUUUUAGCGGAUGGUGGUCUUUGCUGCAUUGAUGAAUUUGAUGGCAUGAAGGAACAUGAUAGGGUUACCAUCCAUGAAGCUAUGGAGCAGCAAACUAUAAGUGUUGCAAAGGCUGGUCUUGUAACAACUCUGAGUACGAGGACAAUUGUAUUUGGUGCAACAAAUCCCAAAGGACAUUAUGACCCUCAGCAGUCCUUAUCUGUCAAUACUACUCUCUCUGCACCAUUGCUAAGCAGAUUUGAUAUUGUCCUUGUUCUACUAGACACUAAGAACCCCGAAUGGGAUGAUGUUGUUUCAUCGCACAUACUUGAGGCAGAAACAAAGAGCUGCUAUUCUGAGGAGGAUCUGCAUAAUAUAUGGCCACUUCCUAUGCUUAGGCGGUAUAUCCACUUUGUGAAGCGAAAUUUUCAACCAGUCCUCUCCAAAGAGGCAGAAAAAGUUAUUUCAAGCUAUUACCAACUCCAAAGACGAUUUGCAACUGAAAAUGCAGCUAGGACAACGGUGCGCAUGCUGGAAAGUUUGAUACGGCUUGCUCAAGCACAUGCAAGGCUGAUGUUCAGAAACGAGGUGACUCAACUGGAUGCCAUCACAGCUAUCUUAUGCAUCGAGUCCUCCAUGACUACCUCAGCUAUUGUGGAUAGUGUUGGAAAUGCUUUGCACUCCGAUUUUGCAGAAAAUCCUGAUGAAGAAUAUGCCAAACAAGAUACAUUAAUCUUAGAGAAGUUGAGUUCCAUGGGUGAAUUUCCAGAUGUAAUCUCCACUGAUCGUUGAGCAAAAUAACGGGCAAGCUUAUCAUGCCACUCAAAGUAGCAGUCUCAAAGAGAACAUCUUUUCUUCUGCUUCCUAUUUUUUUGUUUUUUCAUUUCCAUAUCCACUGAGCCUGUGAAUAUAAAUGUAUAACGCUCAAGACAAAUCGUUCUUAUAUUUAAGAAAUCAUAUGAAAAUAGGGAGAACUAUCAAAUAAGUCAUCGAACUUUCAUAAAAAGUGCAAAUAAGCCCUUUUAUAGGAGGCUUUGUCCUGCUGUCUCCAUUUGUGGCGGUUUCUGGUGGAAGAUUUUGAUGAAUUUUUUUGUGCAUAUUCUUCACUAAGUCUAGUUUACCCAUACUGAAUUUCAGCUAAAAAUUCAAUCGAGAAGGCAGUCGAAUGAUUUUCGGAAAUAUACUGCGCUGCCUAACUGCGCACUUAUCUUCAAAAAAUCAUUUGACUUCCUUCCCUAUUGAAUUUUUAUGUGAAAUUUGGUAUGAGUAAACUAGACUUAAUGAAGAAUAUGUUAAAAUAAUUUCAUCAAAAAAUUUCACCGGAAACCGCUCCAAAUGGUGACGGCCGGACAGAGCCUCCUAUAAAAGGGCUUAUUUGCACUUUUUAUGAAAGUUCAAGGGCUUAUUUGAUAGUUCUUCCUAUGAAAAUAUUCAUAUGAAUGUGUACUUAUGGGUAAUCUACUGUUCUAUAUCCUGGGUUAAUCCCACUACGUCCUAAAACAGUAAAAAGGCCUAGAAUUUUCUUCCCG
Messenger RNA from Cuscuta europaea, 2856 nucleotides. Lineage: Eukaryota; Viridiplantae; Streptophyta; Magnoliopsida; Solanales; Convolvulaceae. The record is from the annotation of a GenBank genome assembly.